This is a messenger RNA of Chanos chanos (milkfish), 1205 nucleotides long. It is a transcript of the gene mrps7, whose product is annotated as mitochondrial ribosomal protein S7. The coding region runs from base 50 to 739 and encodes 229 amino acids. NCBI's taxonomy places the organism in Eukaryota, Metazoa, Chordata, Actinopteri, Gonorynchiformes, Chanidae. The transcript is spliced from 5 exons. Gene Ontology annotation, biological process: translation. The record is from RefSeq and is a predicted model, not a curated record.
UCUGUAACUGCCUACAUUAAGGUCCUCGCCCCAAUCCACAUUUUCCAAGAUGGCAGCCUCUAUAACAAAUUUACUAAAACCCUGGACACCGAGACUGUGUUUGGUGCGAUGGAGCAGGUAUAACCCUUACUACCUGGAACCAGAGACUCGAAAAGAGGCGUACGGCGUACCAGACACGGAGCUUACGGAAGAGCAAAAGGAGGAACGCGAACUGAAAGCAGUCAGACCCAUUAAAGCAGCGCUUUCUAGCGCAACCAGUUCUUCAUUCAAUGACCCGGUGAUAAGUAAGUUCAUCAAUAUGAUGAUGAAAGAUGGCAACAAAGUCCUUGCCAGAGGAAUCAUGAAUCAGACACUGGAGACAAUUAAGAGGAAACAGGUGGAGAAAUUUCACAAGGCUCCCCAGGCUAAAAAGGAAGAAAUUGAGUGUAAUCCUUAUGCUAUUUUCCAUCAAGCUCUGGAGAACUGUAAACCAGUCAUUGGCCUGGCCAGCAUCCAAAGAGGGGGCAAAUACUAUCAGGUGCCCAUUCCCCUCACGGAUAACCGCAGACGCUUCCUUGCCAUGAAAUGGCUAAUCACGGAAUGCCAAGAAAACAAGCACCGCCGCACACACAUGUACGAGAAACUCUCCCAGGAGCUGCUGGCUGCCUUCAGCAACGAGGGCAACGUAGUGAAGAGAAAGCAUGACCUUCACAAGAUGGCUGAAGCCAACAGAGCUUACGCACACUACCGCUGGUGGUAAUUACAGCGAUGCGGGAUUUCACGUCGGACUGCGGACCACCCGAACCAGUGAAGCGUCAGUGAAACGGACAAGUGAUUUCCGACGUAUAAAAAAAAACAGCCAGAUCAGUGAACCCCUCCUUUUGUUUUUGAAUGGACUGAUUGUUAGUUGUUCUCUCUCUUUUUUUUUUUUUAAUGUACCACCACAAGGUUUUUGUUGCGAUUUUCUCUCAUUACAAAGGUCUGGAUUCACACACUUGUUUUCUGAAGGAGAGUUUUCUCCCCACUUCUGAGAGAAAAUUCUGAUAGAAGCAUGUGGAUGACUCUUUCUUUUCAUUAGGUCAGGAAAUUACUUAAACUAAGCAUCUGGAAUUGUGUGUCUCUUUACUUCACAAGAUUUCAGACUGAAUUCUCCUGAAUUAUUUUUGAGAAGAAAAAUGCUGAAAGGAAAACUGCCCCAGCAUACGUUCUGAAUAAAUGGUCAAAAA